This is a messenger RNA of Fusarium fujikuroi IMI 58289, 576 nucleotides long. RefSeq lists its product as uncharacterized. The transcript has 3 exons. Lineage: Eukaryota; Fungi; Ascomycota; Sordariomycetes; Hypocreales; Nectriaceae. The record is from RefSeq and is a predicted model, not a curated record. Bases 1 to 576 code for a protein of 191 amino acids.
AUGGCCUACUCCAGCAGAUCCAAACAGGUUAUUCAGCCCAGCAAGUCAACUCGUUACGUUCUUGUAAUGAGACAAGCAAAUUACAGGUAUACCGCCUUUGAGAUUUCCGGACAUCGGUUUGGAGACCUCCGUCGCUCUUACGUGGGACUCGGAUGGCGAGAGCAACAACCUGGUCCGCAAACCGAUCUUUUGACCAAAAACCGCGCGUAUUCGUCCCAAGUUCCUUAUAAAUUCCCAGAGCUCCAACCCUAUCAAACCAUCUGCGGGCCCAAACGUCAUGGACGAGGAGCAGAUGAACCUCCAACUGGGCCGGGAACCUCCGACAUCCUGGCCACUAAAGAUCCUGGCCAACAUCCCAAACACCGUCAACUAGGACGCCAGAAGCCAUCCAACAUACUGGAUGCCAUGGCCACUAUCAUUUAUGAUCCCGCGCCUGAUAACACGUUUGACCUUUUGCUUCCCAAUACUGAAGCCAUACUUGGUCCGAUGACCAAUACCGAAAAGAUUCCUCAAUUACCAAAAGCUCGUGGACUUGCGGGCUCGAAGCCUCUGCGACUGGCUGGCGAAUACGGCUGA